Molecule: messenger RNA, 823 nt
Organism: Racocetra fulgida
Lineage: Eukaryota; Fungi; Glomeromycota; Glomeromycetes; Diversisporales; Gigasporaceae
Source: the annotation of a GenBank genome assembly
AUGAACUUGACAUACAUUUUAUUACUCAUAUUGCAAUUAUUUGCAGUAUUUGCAUAUUCAUAUUCUCCAAUUCCACGAUCUGGCCAUCUAUCAGCAUUUAUUAACAAUAAAUUAUAUUUUAUUGGUGGUUCAACAACUCUGGAUAGAUCUGUUAUUACAAAUGAUUUCUUUUACAUUGAUUGUUCUGUGAACUUUAAUAGCACAAUUGAAAGUAUACCUUAUAAAAAUCUUUCAGAUUUAGCCGGAAUUCCAAGUAUUGAUGUAGCCGGUUCUUCUAUCAUUGGUCCUUAUAAUGAUAUAAUAUUAACUUUUGGUGGUAUAGGAAAAAAUAAUAGAUUUGGUUAUCAAUUAAUAUACACUUUUGAUACAAGAACUUAUAUCUGGAAACCUUUAACAACAAAUGGAAUUAUACCACCUAUAAGAAAAGGUGUUCGACCUAUAUAUAACUCUGGAAGAUUGUAUGCCUUUGGAGGAUUUGAUAAUAUUAAUGGAAUAGCUUAUAAUUACAUCGAUUUGCUAGAUAUUAUUGGAUUUACUUGGUCAAAUAAUACCUUAGCAGAUGGCCUUUCUGGAAGAGACGGCUACGGAUCUGCUUUAUUGCCAGAUGGUAACAUCUUAUAUUUAGGUGGAUAUUUCUCUGGUAAAACUAUUGACUUAAAUAUUGUAAGUUCUAAUCAUGCUGCAGCACCAACUUUAGCUGUAUUGGAUUUGACUUCAGAACCUUUUAAAUGGAUUUCUCAAACUGUGUCUGGUGAUUCUAUACCUCCACCUUUACUUCUUCAUACAGCAAAUGUUGUUAAUAAUUAUAUGAUUAUAGCAUAUG